Messenger RNA from Synchiropus splendidus (mandarinfish), 5650 nucleotides. RefSeq names its product rho guanine nucleotide exchange factor TIAM1-like. Gene Ontology annotation, molecular function: protein binding; guanyl-nucleotide exchange factor activity. Lineage: Eukaryota; Metazoa; Chordata; Actinopteri; Syngnathiformes; Callionymidae. Bases 107 to 4780 code for a protein of 1557 amino acids. Gene Ontology annotation, biological process: positive regulation of axonogenesis; activation of GTPase activity; small GTPase-mediated signal transduction. Gene Ontology annotation, cellular component: cytosol; synapse; plasma membrane. The record is from RefSeq and is a predicted model, not a curated record. The transcript is spliced from 27 exons.
AGCCGGGAGCCGGAGCUGGCAUGUGGCGGGCAGCAGGAGCCGUCUCUCUGGAGCAGGCGCGUCUCUCCCUCCUCGCUGGGAUCCGUGGCCUCCUCUCCGUUGAAUCAUGGGAAACGUGGAGAGUCCAGCUGGGCUCAGCAGUCAUGUGAGCGGGCAGCUGUCCAGAAAGCACCCGUCCCGGUCGCUGCGCCUCUCCAGCACGGAGCCGCAGGCUCCUCAGAGCGGACUGGAGCCCGUGGGCGCGGCGGACGCCCUGGAGGAGGUUGGAGGCGACCCCCACUGGACGCAGCGCGUCGCCAUGACGAUGAGGCCGGAGAGUGAUCUCAACCUGGAUGAUCCGACCCCUGACACGUGGGAGGCGGACACUGUGGCCCAGGACGCUGGGGAGGAACGGCGGCUCCCGCGGACGGCACAGGGUGGAGGCUUCAUGAAGAGAAGAUCCAAGUCGGCCGACAUGUGGAGAGAAGACAGCCUGGAGUUGUCUCUGUCGGACCUGAGCCAGGAGCACAUGACCAGCACGGAGGAGAUGAUCGCUGGGGGCCAGGAGCAGGGUCCGGGCCUCCGAGGCAGCACAGGCGCAGCUGAGAGGGCCUCCUCUCUGGACCACCUGUGCUGCCGCAGAGAAGCUGGCUGCCAUGGCGGCGGGGAAGAUGGGCUGAUGUCUCCCAGCGAGGAGGAUGGAGGCGGCUACGGCGCCUUCACGCUGCCAUGCCGGCGCUCCCACUGCCUGUCCGAAGGCCUGAGCCAGCCGGGACCGACGGCGGCGCCGCUGCUUCCUGUGUUCCUGGGACGCCGUGCGCAGACCACCCAGGACAUCUGCGGCGUGUUGGGCGAGGGAAGCGAGUUUGGCGACAGCGGCAUCGACGGCGUCGCCGCAGAGCCGGACGCUGACGGAGAGCUGCUCUCUCGCCGCUGCAAGGCCAUGUCCGCCUCCUUCUCCGUGCACUCAGCCACCGAGAGUCUCCUCUUCAACGGCAGCGACAGCGGCAGCAGCAGCGCCGGUGGUGGCGAGGGAGGAAGGGGCGGAGUUUACGAGAACUUUUGCAAGGAGCUGGACAGUCGACCCUGGCCGCACAAGGGGCGGGACUGCGGCGAAGAGGCGGGCUCUGCGGUCAGUGACGAGCGGAGCAGCGGCACGUUCAGCGGCGCCUAUCCUCCCGAGGCUUCCUCGGCCUGCACGCAGGGCCCCGUGCGCAAGGCUGGCACGCUGGCAGUGAAGAACUCCUUGGUCCACAAGAAAAACAAGAAGGUGGAGCCUGCGAGCAAACGCAAGUGGAAGCACUACUGGGUCUCCCUGAGAGGUGCGAGCUCAUCAUCCACCCAGCCUCUCGGUCCCCGCCCCUCAUCCGCGCUAGGCGAAGCUCCAGUCUCACACCCACUCAACACACGAAGGAGGACAGAUGUGGUCGAUAGAGAAGCCUCAGGCUGCACUCUUUUCCUCUACGAGUCCGACGGCCACUCCGGGAUCGACCACAACAGCGUGGCCAAACACGCCCUGUGGGUGGAGCACAGCAUCGUUCAGGCCGUUCCGGAACACCCCAAGAAAGACUUUGUUUUCUGCCUCAGCAACUCGGUGGGCGACGCCUUCCUCUUCCAGACCUCAGGCCAGACGGAGCUGGAGAACUGGAUCACCGCCAUCCACUCGGCGUGCGCCGGCGCUCUGGCCCGGCAGCACCACAGGGACGACACCGUCCGGCUGCUGAGGACGGAGAUCCGCAAGCUGGAGCAGAGGAUUGACAUGGACGAGAAGAUGAAGAAGAUGGGGGACAUGCAGCUGUCCACCGUCACCGACGCCAAGAAAAGGAAGACCAUCCUGGAGCAGAUCUUCCUGUGGGAGCAGAACUUGGAGCGCUUCCACAUGGACCUCUUCCGCUGCCGCUGCUAUCUGGCCAGCCUCCAGGGCGGCGAGCCCCCCAACCCCAAGCGCCUGCUGGCCUGUGCUUCCCGUCCCACCAAAGUGGCCAUGGGGCGGCUGGGGAUCUUCUCCGUCUCCUCCUUCCAUGCUCUGGUUGCGGCUCGAAACGAGAGCAACGUCAAGAGGCGGCGGCAGGCGAUGCCUCGGACCUUCAGCACGCGCCGCAGCCGCUUCUCCUCCCUGUGGGGCCUGGACACCACAGCCAAGAGGAAGUCCAAGUGUCAUCCCGCAUUCAGCCAGGUGUUGGCCGACGGGGCGGAGCCACCGAGAGCUCGCUCGGAACAGACAGAGCGCCACGACUCGCUCAGGGAGGGAUCGAAGCGUCACUCGGCCUCGGCCGGAGGUCUUCCUCAGCACCUGACUCCCUCCUGGGUUUGUCUGCCCAACAACCAGCCGGUCCUGGCCAUCCUCCAGCCCGGUGAGACCGCACUGGAGGUGCUGGCCUCCAUAUGUCAGACCCACAGGAUCGACCCCUGCUGCCACUACCUGCGUCUGAAAGUCUGGGUGGAGAACCAGGUCCUCCUCUACGUCCCCAAACUGGAGGAAGAGCUCUCAGAACUGCUCUACAAGGAGAUAGAGAUUUGCCCCAAAGCAACCAAGGUGGUCCACUUUGACAAGGCAGAGUCCAGCGCCAUGGGAUACGGCUUCUCUGUGGCUGUGCUGGACGAGGAGGGGACGCAGCAGCUUCAUGUCACCGAAGUGAAGGCAGGUGGACUGGCGUCAGCCAAAGGGAUGAAGGCGGGCGACGAGAUCCUGCUGCUGAACGGCAAGGCCGCGUCCCAGCUGCAGAUGGAGGACGUGAGGUCCGCCUUCGUCCGGCCGGCGCUGAGCCUGAGCCUCAGCACGCUGCCGCAGCUGGACCCCAUGGUUCUGUGCUCGCUUCCUCCGCGCCGCUCCGACCAAAACGCCUCCGUGGACAUUUUCUCCCUGAGCCAAGAGGACAUCCUGGACGAGGUGUCGGGUCUGACCGUGGAGGAGCGUCUGGAGGACGGAGCCCAGCAGAGCGGGACUGGUCAGGAGGCGCAGAACACGGAGCAAGUCAGCGCAUUCUGCCAAAGUCUCCGCGACAUGGGCUCCCUGGAGCGCCCCAUGACCUCCUCCUCUUCGUCCUCCUCCUCCUCCUCCUCCUCCCUCACCCCGAGCCCCGUGUCGGCGCUCCCGCCCUCCUCAGGCAGCGCCACGCUACGACAGCUCUCGCACGCCGACAAGCUGCGCAAGGUCAUCAGUGAGCUGGUGCAGACGGAGAAGACGUACGUGAAGGACCUGAGGUACCUCAUGGAGUGCUACCUGACGCCUCUGCAGGCCCACAGCUUCCUGACUCAGGACGAGCUGGAUGACCUGUUCGGUAACCUGGGGGAGAUGGUGGACUUCCAGGUGGAGUUCCUGCGGACGCUGGAGGACGGCAUCCGCCUGGUGCCGGAGCUGGAGAGACUGGAGCGGGUGGAGCAGUUCAAGAAGGUCCUCUUCUCGCUGGGCGGCUCCUUCCUCUACUACGCCGACCGCUUCAAGCUCUACAGCGCCUUCUGCGCCAGCCACACCAAGGUCCCCAAGGUCCUGGCUAAAGCCAGAAGCGACCCACACUUCAAGGCCUUCCUGGCGGAGAGGAACCCGCGGCAGCAGCACUCCUCCACCCUGGAGUCCUACCUGAUCAAGCCCAUCCAGCGGGUGCUCAAGUACCCGCUGCUGCUGCGGGAGCUCCACGGCCUCACCGACCCCGACAGCGAGGAACAUUACCACUUGGACGUGGCCAUGAAGGCCAUGAACAAAGUGGCCAGCCACAUCAAUGAGAUGCAGAAGCUGCACGAGGAGUACGGCGCCGUCUUCGACCUGUUGAUCGGCGAGCAGACGUCCGCCAAGAAAGAGGUCAGUGGUCAGCACUUCCCAGCACACAGACGCUGGCUCAGGCCGCACCUGUCGCCCGUCCCGCAGGUGGCCGACCUUUCCAUGGGCGACCUUCUGCUGCACGCCACUGUGGGGUGGAUCAACGCGCCGCCGACCUUGGUCAAGGGCAAGAAGGAUCCGGAGCUGGCAGCCUUCGUCUUCAAAACAGCUGUGGUGUUUGUCUACAAGGAUCCUGCCAAACCGAGGAAGAAGCUUGGGGCGUCUCAUCGAGCCUCCGUCAGCGAGGACAAAGAUCCUGUCCGUUUUCGCCACAUGAUCGCAACGGACUCGCUGCAAGUGCGAGCUCUGGCCAGCUGUGAGGGCAGCGGCGCGUGUGAGGUGGUCCACAGCCGGUCGGAGGCGGAGGGUCGGCCGGAGAGAAGCUUCCAGCUGUGCUGCAGCUCUCCGGACAGCAGGAGGGACCUGCUGAAGGCCCUCCACGCCAUCCUGCGGGAGAAGCAGCGUCGGCAGCUGCUGAAGACCCAGGCGCUGCCGCCCAGCCAGCAGUACGUGCCCUUCGGGGGCGAGCGCCUCUGCGCGCUGAAGGGGGCGCCGCCGGCCGCCCACCGAGCAGCUUCCGCUCCGUCUCGGAGCCUGGCUCGCAGGAGGCUGGUGAGGAGCCGCUUCACCGUCGACACUGACCUCGUGUUCCACGGCAACAACAACUGCCCCCCCCCAGGUGAGGACACGGAGCGCUGGCUGGAGGAGCAGUGUGAACUGGGCCCCAGUGACGAGGCCUGUGGUGCCUCGCAGGUGAAGGAGACGGACAUUCUGAGCGACGGUGACGAGUACUGCGCGUCCGUCCGCGCCGCCGCUGCCGCCGGGCCAGAGGCCCGCAUGAGAGGGCUGGAACUGAGCGGCCAGACGCGGCGUGAGGCCCCAGAUCCCCCCUCACUCAAACUGGCCCCGCUGAAGCCAUGUGCCGCCGAGGGAGCCGCGAGCGCGGACGGCGAGGUCUGGGUCCGGAGGGACGACGUCUUCUGAUGGCGGGAAGCCUGUGGCCUGACAAUCGGCCGCACAGGGCGCCGUCCACGCUCUCCACCCCUCGCACGUCUGCCGCCCAGCCAAAAAUGUUUCCACACGGGAAUGUUUCUAUUUUUCUGCCUCAAGGAACUCUCUUUGUACUGUGUCAGUGGAGGGCUGCGUGUCAGCCAGUCGGGCGCCAGCGCCGCACGCCGGCGCCCGACUGGGGCCCGACUGGGGCCCUUUCCUCCCUUGGCUCAAGUGUCGCCUCUGUUUAAAGCCCCCCACGCUCCUCCGUCUCCAGCACUCCUGUUUACUUGAAUGGUCUUCACCAAGCUGAGGUCAGACUCUGCGUUCUCACCGUCACUCAGCCACCAGAGGGCGCUCACUGCCGAGCAGGGGCCGCCAGGGUUUGUGGUCCCGUGACUCCGGUGGAGAUCUGGGUAAAUGACUGUGAGGUACAAUGACUCCUGAAUCUAUGGCGACGCUUCCCUUUGUACUUCAAAGCUGUGUGUGUACAUGCAACUGUGCUGACUUUUUAAGUGGGAAUAAAUUUCUACAUUGCACCAGAGUCACUGGGUUUCUUGGCUGCAGUGGGCUGCCAGAGAGCAGGGAGUGCAGCCCUCACAAGCCCGAGCUCAUGGCGAGGUGGACUUCACCUCCUGAGGAGCAGCUGCCGGCUCAGUGCUCUCCUCAGGAGGUGUCACGGCUUCCUCACAGUCACGUGGUCGUCUGGAUGCUCCAGGCUCCUGAGCGCGGGGGCCACGUCUGCUCCCUCAUGUCAACAGAGCCUGACUCUUCCACGGCUGGACGUCUAUUGACCAGAGGCGUCAAGCUCGAUCACACGAGGGCCACAAUGUUGGGCUGACUCUCUUACGGGCCAUGUGUAGG